Histoplasma capsulatum G186AR is the source of this 1495-nucleotide messenger RNA. Its product is annotated as monothiol glutaredoxin-5. Gene Ontology annotation, molecular function: 4-hydroxybenzoate polyprenyltransferase activity. The record is from RefSeq and is a predicted model, not a curated record. Gene Ontology annotation, biological process: ubiquinone biosynthetic process. The coding region runs from base 134 to 1420 and encodes 428 amino acids. NCBI's taxonomy places the organism in Eukaryota, Fungi, Ascomycota, Eurotiomycetes, Onygenales, Ajellomycetaceae. The transcript has a single exon. Gene Ontology annotation, cellular component: mitochondrial inner membrane.
AUACGCCGUAACUCGAUCUGUACAACGUUUGUACUCUGAUUAUUUGGUUCAUGGCCUACCCCUAAGAAGGCAAUUGCUUCAAAUAAUUUCCUGGACCUACUACUUUUCAGUUGUUUGGACCCUAUCGCCAGCAAUGAGGAUAUUUUCAAGUGUCCAGUUUCCUUUACACCUGAGCUCCUACAAAAUAAAAACUAGGUUAUGUUGCGGAUAUUACAUUUUACCGCAUCACUGGUUGCCGCCGCGUGCUUCACACUGUAAAUCAUACAAGCGCGUGACCAACACAACCAUCGAUUUGAUUACAAGCAGAAAAUAUGCUCUACUACCGGUCAGACACAUAACCUCGUCGUUACGAACAUUGGCGCCAUCAUCUCCGCUUGCACCGGAACCCUCUCCGACUCCACCAUUACCAAAUGUGACAUACAGUCCUCCAGAAACAGGUCUUAUAAGCCUGCUGCCCAGGCCGUGGAUCCCCUAUGCAGAGCUGAUCCGUCUUGAUAAACCCACGGGAACAUAUUACUUGUUCUUCCCCUGCGCCUUUUCAACGCUUCUCGCAGCGCCCCUGGCAUCGCCAAUAACCCAUGCCUUGGAGAUAGCGUCCGUAUGCGGCAUGUUCUUUGUGGGUGCUCUGGUUAUGCGAGGAGCUGGCUGCACAAUCAACGAUUUAUGGGACCGGAAUUUGGAUCCCCACGUCGAAAGAACGAGGCUACGGCCUAUAGCAAGGAAAGCGAUACCCCCGAGAAAUGCCGUUAUUUUCACUGGCGCUCAGCUUCUGGUGGGCUUAGGUGUUCUCCUUCAGUUCCCCACACCGUGCUUAUGGUAUGGAAUUCCAAGCUUAUUGUUUGUGGCUGCGUAUCCCUUGGCCAAACGUGUGACGAACUAUCCGCAGUUCGUUCUGGGGUUGACUUUCUCAUGGGGAGCCAUUAUGGGAUUUCCAGCCUUGAACAUCGAUCUUCUAGGAAACACCAAUGCGAUAUUGGCUGCAUCCUCGUUGUAUUCGAGUUGCGUAGCGUGGACUGUAUUAUAUGAUACGAUCUACGCCCAUAUGGACAUAAAAUAUGAUGCUGCUGCUGGCAUUAAGUCUAUUGCAUUAAAGCAUGAACACAACACUAAGGCAAUACUUUCUGCUUUGGCUGUAACCCAGGUCACUUUGCUAGCAGCAGCAGGCGUGGCUGUGAAUGCUGGCCCCAUUUUCUUUAUCGGAAGCUGUGGUAGCGCGUUUGCCACACUUUCCACAUUAAUAUGGAAGGUCAAGUUGAAGGACGUUGGGAAUUGUUGGUGGUGGUUUAAGAAUGGCUGCUGGAUUACUGGCGGUGGAAUAACCUUUGGGUUGCUGGGAGAAUAUCUGGCCCAGGUGUUUGGAUUAUAUGAGGCUUCCAAUUCCGCAAUUGAAGAAAGAAAAGACUGGGACGAACUACGGUGACAUGGACGUUUUUAUAUACUUUUUGUUAUAUUUGUAAUAUGAUGUAUAACCUCACAAUCCUACCAGGUAGUUAAU